This is a messenger RNA of Magnolia sinica, 1005 nucleotides long. Its product is annotated as transcription termination factor MTEF1, chloroplastic. Gene Ontology annotation, biological process: regulation of DNA-templated transcription. Gene Ontology annotation, molecular function: double-stranded DNA binding. NCBI's taxonomy places the organism in Eukaryota, Viridiplantae, Streptophyta, Magnoliopsida, Magnoliales, Magnoliaceae. The record is from RefSeq and is a predicted model, not a curated record.
UUCAUGGGGUGCCGCAUUGCAUGAAUCGUUCGAAUUUAGUGCCCAUGACGUGUGUGCAAAGGUGCGCAUGGAAGGUGCACCGGUGAGAAUGAUUCGCAUAUGCCCGCGUAUCAAGCGUCCCCCGCAGACGGAGUAACAAGCAACUGUACAUGAGAUAACCAUCUUCGUCUCUCACAAAGCCGUAUUUCUCCCGCCGAAAGAAUGCUACUCCAAUCUCUCUCAUCUCUCCAAAUACCAACCGUCUACUCCUAUUUUCCUUCCCAAAACAACCCUCCCCAUCUCCUCCGCUUCCGACCUUCCUACACUCAAAACCUCAACUACCUCAAGAACCUCGGCAUCAUUUCCAAUAACAAAAAACCACUCCACCACUCCACCACUACCCCCUCCCGCAUCCUCUCCAUCGUAAAUUUCCUCAAAUCCAAGGGCUUUUCCGACCCUCAACUCCAACGUCUCUCCUUCCUCUGCCCUCAGAUCUUCUCUUCCGACAUCUCCGACUCUGCCGACGUCUUCUCAUUCUUAUCAGAUGACCUCUCUGCAUCCCCAUCCCAAUCCAACGGCCUGAUCUCCCGCUGCCCCCAACUCCUCAUUUCCCACGUCGAUUACCGCCUACGGCCCACCCUCAUCUUCCUCCAAGAACUAGGCCUCCAGAAACUCAACUCUCCCACCUCUCUAAACGCCCAUCUCCUGAAUUCCCGCGUCGUGGAUCUUCUUGAGAAGAUCGCGUUUUUAGAGAGCUUGGGGCUUUCGCAGGAGGAAGCCCCGAGGAUUUGCGCACGUCUUCCGGCGGUUUUCGGGUAUAGUGUGGAGAACAAUCUGAGGCCAAAGUUUGAGUAUUUGGUGAAAGAGAUGGGGAGGAGUGUCGAGGAAUUGAAGAGUUUCCCUCAGUAUUUUGCUUUUAGCUUGGAGCGGCGGAUUGUGCCGAGGCAUCUGCAUUUGAAUGAGAGGGUUCGGGUCCCUCUACAGAGGAUGCUGUUGUGGAGCGAUCAGAGGUUUUAUGCAAAAUAG